AUGCCUCCCAAAAAAAGCGCGUCCAAGGCCGCCGCAAAGCCUUCCACGUCCACAACCAAGACCACCACCACCAAGAAGACUACUGUUGCGAAAACUGCAAACAAAGGCCAGCCUGCGAAAGCUACUGCGGCUUCUCAAAUCAAAGCAACCUCGAAGAAACAAUCUCAAGCCAUUGAUGCAUCUGCAAAGUCGCGCAAGUCUAAGGCCACUAGUCGUGCGGCAGCUGGUACCAAAAAGCGCAAGGCCGAAGAAGUCGAUAAGGAGCCCGAUGUCAAGACUAAAAAAGCCCGUGUUACUCAGCCUCCGGUCAAGAAGCCGAAACCGAAGGUGGUCAUCAACCAUGCGCCCACUGCACGAUUGAACGUCUAUGUUUGUGGUGAAGGUAGCUCAGGUGAACUCGGGCUCGGCGCGGCGAAGAAUGCGGUCGAUGUAAAGAGACCGCGCCUCAAUCCCCACUUGCCAGCAGAUCGGGUUGGUGUGGUGCAGGUAGCUGUCGGCGGCAUGCACUGCGUCGCCCUUACGCAUGACAACAAAAUCCUUACUUGGGGCGUCAACGAUCAAGGUGCUCUUGGGCGCGACACUACGUGGGAGGGUGGUUAUAAGGACAUUGAUGACAACAAAAGUGACGCGGACUCGGACUCGGACUCAGAUGAUGACAGCGGUCUCAAUCCCUAUGAAGCGACUCCCACUGCCAUAUCGUCCGACGCAUUCCCUCCUGAGACCGUCUUUGUCGAAGUCGCUGCCGGUGACAGCUCCAGCUUCGCUCUCACUGACGACGGCCAGGUCUAUGGCUGGGGCACUUUCCGAAGCAACGACGGUAUUCUAGGCUUUGAUGCCGAACACAAAGUUCAGCCGACUCCCACGCUGAUUCCGUCCCUCAAGAAGAUUAAGCACCUUGCCUGUGGUGAUAACCACGUCCUCGCUUUGGAUGAGAGGGGUGCGGUAUUCUCCUGGGGAUCCGGUCAACAAAAUCAAUUGGGCCGCCGCAUCAUCGAGCGCAACAGGUUGCACGGCCUCCAGCCGCGUGAAUUUGGUCUACCAAAGAAUAUCGUCCAUGUCAGCUGUGGUGCCUUCCAUUCCUUCGCCGUCGACAUGACUGGGAAGGUCUAUGGAUGGGGCUUGAAUAGCUUUGGUGAAACGGGUAUUCAUGAGGGAGCUGGCGACGAUGAGGCUGCCAUUAUUCACCCAACUGUCGUGGAUUCACUUUCUGGGAAGCAUAUCGUUCAACUAUGUGGUGGUGCCCAUCACUCGCUUGCUGUUUCCAAGGAUGGUCAAUGUCUUGUAUGGGGACGCCUGGAUGGCUUUCAGACAGGCCUGAAGAUCGAUACUCUUCCAGAUGAUGCUGUCGUGAAGGACGAACGUGGACGGCCGAGGAUCUUAAUUGAGCCGACCCCUGUUCCCGGUAUCAAAGCAUCUGUCGUUGCGGCUGGCUCUGAUCAUUCAAUUGCCAUCGACGUCGACGGUCGCGCCUGGUCGUGGGGCUUUUCAGCAACCUACCAAACAGGCCAGGGCACUCAGGAUGAUAUCGAAGUUGCGACUGUCGUGGAGAAUACUGCUGUACGCGGUAAGAAGCUGAAUUGGGCUGGUGCUGGUGGACAGUUCUCCGUCUUUACCGAACCAGCAACGGUGUAA
This is a messenger RNA of Aspergillus viridinutans, 1632 nucleotides long. Its product is annotated as RCC1-like domain-containing protein. The coding region runs from base 1 to 1632 and encodes 543 amino acids. Lineage: Eukaryota; Fungi; Ascomycota; Eurotiomycetes; Eurotiales; Aspergillaceae. The transcript is spliced from 2 exons. The record is from RefSeq and is a predicted model, not a curated record. Gene Ontology annotation, cellular component: cytoplasm. Gene Ontology annotation, molecular function: guanyl-nucleotide exchange factor activity.